GAAACUGGGCGAUGGGCUUUUCCUCCAGUGCUGCAGGGAGGUGGCAGCCCGCUACCCCCAGAUCACCUUCGAGAACAUGAUUGUGGACAACACCACCAUGCAGCUGGUGUCCCGACCCCAGCAGUUUGAUGUCAUGGUGAUGCCCAAUCUCUAUGGCAACAUUGUCAACAACGUCUGCGCAGGACUGGUUGGGGGCCCAGGCCUUGUGGCUGGGGCCAACUAUGGCCAUGUGUACGCAGUGUUUGAAACGGCUACGAGGAACACCGGCAAGAGUAUCGCCAAUAAGAACAUCGCCAACCCCACGGCCACCCUGCUGGCCAGCUGCAUGAUGCUGGACCACCUCAAGCUGCACUCCUAUGCCACUUCCAUCCGUAAGGCUGUCCUGGCGUCCAUGGACAAUGAGAAUAUGCACACUCCAGACAUCGGGGGCCAGGGCACAACAUCUGAAGCCAUCCAGGACAUUAUCCGCCACAUCCGCGUCAUCAAUGGCCGGGCCGUGGAGGCCUAGGCUGGCCCUGGGACCUUCUUGGUUUGCUCCUUGGAUUCUCCUUCCCACCCCAGCACCCCAGCCAGCCUGGUAGGCAAAGCCCAGAAUAAAGCAGCUUCUGCCUAGA
Piliocolobus tephrosceles (Ugandan red Colobus) is the source of this 614-nucleotide messenger RNA. Its product is annotated as isocitrate dehydrogenase [NAD] subunit gamma, mitochondrial. NCBI's taxonomy places the organism in Eukaryota, Metazoa, Chordata, Mammalia, Primates, Cercopithecidae. Gene Ontology annotation, molecular function: oxidoreductase activity, acting on the CH-OH group of donors, NAD or NADP as acceptor; magnesium ion binding; NAD binding. The annotation marks the transcript as partial. The record is from RefSeq and is a predicted model, not a curated record. Gene Ontology annotation, cellular component: mitochondrion. Gene Ontology annotation, biological process: isocitrate metabolic process; tricarboxylic acid cycle. The transcript has 5 exons.